GAAAGAGUUUCCAUAUUUUAAAUGUUGUCACUAAGGCAAAGUUGCCAAGCUGGACAGAAUAAGUUAUAUAGAUCUAUAAAGACCCACUUUCCAUCAUGGGCGACGGAAACAAUACUCCCGGGCCCGGUAUACAGGAUCGUUCUGGUUCAAUCCAGAAUCCAGGAAGACGACAGCCAAACCGAGCCGGGGGUCUCAGUCCUGCUGUGAAUUUGGCGAUUGGCUGUUUUUCUGGCGUUCUAUCUGUAUCCAUCUCUGCUCCCUUUGAUAGGGUUAAGAUUCUGCUGCAGUGUCAACAUGAGGUCAGAAGAUCUGGUCGUCUGGUGGAACCCUACCAAGGUAUAAUUAAUUGUACACGACGAAUAUAUAGAACAGAAGGCUUCAGAUCAUUGUGGAGAGGAAAUGCAGCAGCAUGUAUCAAGUACAUUCCCGAACAAAUGAUGAGCUUUGCGUUAAAGGACAAAAUGGCGGCGAUGAUGAGAGUUUCAAAACAGGAAAGCAACAUGGUAAAGAUGACUAAAUACAUCGGUGCCGGAGCGAUCGGAAGCUUCUCCUCCCUAGCUCUUAUUUAUCCUUUAGAUUACUGUAGGACCAGACUGGCUGCUGAUGUACUGAACACAGGGAAAGUUAAAACGGGGACUCGACAGUUUGAGGGUAUCAUUGAUGUAUUCCGUAAGACGAUUCGCUCAGACGGAGUUGUCGGACUUUACCGAGGAUUUAUGGUCUCGUGCCUGGGUAUUGUAGUCUAUAGAGGCUUAUAUCUUGGUCUGUAUGACACUUUUUCACCGAUGCUUAUAAACUAUGAUUGCCCAAGAAUGAUAUCCGCCAUGGUGCUUGGAUAUGGAGUCACCAUCACUGCAGGGUUGGUGUCCUAUCCACUCGAUACUAUCCGGCGGCGAAUGAUGAUGAGGAGUUGUGAGGAAGUCAAGUACAGAGGGUGGAUUGACUGUGCUCGCUAUGCUAUAAGGAAUGAUGGGUUUAUCAGUUUGUAUGGUGGGGUCGUUGUUAACUUGGUGAAAGGUUUUGCUGGUUUGCCGAUUCUGAUAGGCUACGACGGGAUCAAGAGGUACUAUACGAAGUCUCGUCUGGAGAACAACUAAUGAACCUGGAGCGUGUGCAUUUACCUACGUCACUAGUGGUGCGCAUAGGUUAAAGUGUGUGCAUUUAGCUACGUCACUAAUGGUGCGCAUAGGUUAAAGUGUGUGCAUUUACCUACGUCACUAGUGGUGCGCAUAGGUUAAAGUGUGUGCAUUUAGCUACGUCACUAGUGGUGCGCAUAGUUUAAGAGUUGCACUAUUUCGUCCGUCCACUUUAAAACAUUGGUGGCACUUUAUCUAUAAAACCCGUGUGAAACACAGUUUUGUUAUUAACGAUAUUCAAAUGUUGCCAAAUGAUUGUAAAUUUUAUUUAGCGCAUUUAUUCACAAAAUGUCCAAGUAUAGAACUUGCGCAUGCGAUUCUUGCAUUAACAUCAAAUGAUCUGAAGUCAAGGGAUAUUUAUGUAAUUAUGUGUAUUUAACGUAAUAAAUCUGGAAAACAAUGUU
Molecule: messenger RNA, 1540 nt
Organism: Ostrea edulis (European flat oyster)
Lineage: Eukaryota; Metazoa; Mollusca; Bivalvia; Ostreida; Ostreidae
Exons: 2
Coding region: 96-1097 (333 amino acids)
Biological process (GO): mitochondrial ATP transmembrane transport; mitochondrial ADP transmembrane transport
Cellular component (GO): mitochondrial inner membrane
Molecular function (GO): ATP:ADP antiporter activity
Source: RefSeq, a predicted model, not a curated record